AAGAAUAAACGUGGCGCCGGUGCAACUUUAUUACACUUGAUCGCUUGAUCGUAAACUGAUUUUUUGUGAGGGUGAUAAUUACAGGCGUGUGAAACAUGGCUCUUAACCUUACGGUAAAAGUUCAUCCUGUCGUUCUUUUCCAAAUAGUCGACGCUUAUGAGCGUCGAAAAGCGGAAUCCCAUCGUGUCAUCGGCACGCUGCUAGGUACCGCAGAGAAAGGAAUGGUCGAAGUUACAAACUGUUUUUGUGUACCGCACAAAGAAUCCGAAAGUCAAGUAGAAGCUGAUUUAACCUACGGAAUCGACCUGUACGAGUUGAAUCACAGGGUCAAUGGGCAAGAGAAUAUCGUAGGAUGGUGGGCAACCGGGAACGAGGUCACAACGCAUUCCUCUGUCAUUCACGAAUAUUACGUUCGUGAAUGUAAUAAUCCUGUUCACUUAACUGUCGACACGACAUUAGCAAAUACUACUAGAAUGGCCAUUAAAGCCUAUGUCUGCGUUCCAUUAGGGGUGCCUAAUGGAAAGCAAGGUUCUAUGUUCACGCCAGUUAAAGUACAGAUUUCGUCAUAUGAACCAGAAGUUGUUGGACUACAAUUAUGUUCUAAGACUCAGUUAGCAGCACACGCUCAGAUGAUUGGUGCAAAAACAGCAGGGGGUAUAGAACCGAUGAUGGAUCUAUCUCAAAUAGCAGAAGCCAGUGCUAAGCUCUCUUUUAUGUUAGAACAAGUUCUUGUAUAUGUUGACGACGUGCUGAGUGGCAAACAACCGCCAGACAAUCAGGUCGGUCGCGCACUUCUGGACAUGGUGCAUUCGGUACCAAAAAUGUCAAGCGAUCAAUUCGAUGAUAUGUUCAACAGUAACGUGAAAGAUUUAUUAAUGGUCGUCGCGCUUUCGCAAUUGAUAAAGACGCAGCUUCAACUCAACGAGAAACUCACAUUGCUCACGACCCUAUAAAUCUAAUUGUGUAAUAUGAUUUUUACGAAUAAAACAAGAUUUAAAUUUCCAA
Messenger RNA from Ceratina calcarata, 1005 nucleotides. It is a transcript of the gene eIF3f1, whose product is annotated as eukaryotic translation initiation factor 3 subunit f1. Bases 96 to 953 code for a protein of 285 amino acids. The record is from RefSeq and is a predicted model, not a curated record. The transcript is spliced from 5 exons. Gene Ontology annotation, biological process: translational initiation. NCBI's taxonomy places the organism in Eukaryota, Metazoa, Arthropoda, Insecta, Hymenoptera, Apidae. Gene Ontology annotation, molecular function: translation initiation factor binding; translation initiation factor activity; metallopeptidase activity. Gene Ontology annotation, cellular component: eukaryotic translation initiation factor 3 complex, eIF3m.